Molecule: messenger RNA, 2441 nt
Organism: Acipenser ruthenus (sterlet)
Lineage: Eukaryota; Metazoa; Chordata; Actinopteri; Acipenseriformes; Acipenseridae
Product: metalloendopeptidase OMA1, mitochondrial
Exons: 9
Coding region: 450-2066 (538 amino acids)
Biological process (GO): mitochondrial protein processing; protein quality control for misfolded or incompletely synthesized proteins
Cellular component (GO): mitochondrial inner membrane
Molecular function (GO): metalloendopeptidase activity
Source: RefSeq, a predicted model, not a curated record
ACGUGUCUUCAUUGCUCGUCAGCUUUGGAUGUUUUGCAAUUUUUACUAACGGUUUUUCCUUGGGUUUUUAUUGCUAAGUUAUGGCAACUUGAAAGACCGGUUUCUGUGAUGCACUUUCAGGACCACUGCGGUUUGAGGGGGACGGUGUUCACGGUUACACAGAAACACGUCUACCUCCAGUGUUGCAUAACGCUGCUGCUGUGUAGGACACAGAGGAGACAUAAUAUAGAGAAAUAUUUCUGUUGAUUUUGUUUAAUUUUAUUUAUUUUUUUCGUAAGAAACGUUUGUGAAGACGGUGCUGUUGGCUUCCACAAUGAGACGAAAAAAAGGAUUGUCUUUUUAAAAUACAGGAAGUUGGGUAUUUAUUGUACUCCGCCUCAGGCAAGUACAGCAACAACUCAGGAACAGUUGAUAUUUGGGUUUUUAACAGUAACCCAGAAAAUAAAACAAUGAAGACUGAUUUCUGUCUUCGAUUUCUGAGGAGUAGCAACCUCCUCCCCUGCCAGAGACCCUGUAGGACUUGGAGAACCAGCUGGCAAAGAGGACUAAGAACAACGUAUUUAAGUAAAACCCCAAAGCCAUGUGUUUCAGAGCAAAUCAGCAUACCGCUGCUGCACUCUCCAUCCAAGGCUUGGAGGCUUUGUAGCUUUCAUGGACAAGGUCAGCCCCUUGCAUCAACAAGCCUGCAUCCAUGCAGGAACUUUACCCAAAUUAGCCCUGCUAGAUCCCAAGGACAGAGCCUAACAUGGCCAAAACAGAUGCAAUUUCAUACCAUCCUUGGAAGAAGUUCACUCCCUGUUGUGCUGCCCAUCUCCACUGACCAGUCACCAGCAGCUCAGCAGUGCAGCGGGUCCUUCCACACCUCUGUCCCUGCUAGGGCCCUGCCUGCACCACUUAUAUGGAUGGCCCUGAAACCUCUCCAGAAACUGGCUGCGAUAAUAAUAGGAAGGAGUAUUCGUAAAUGGUGGAAAUCCCUCCCUUCUAACAAGCGGGAGCUGUUCCGGCAGAGCGUGUGGAGAAGCAGGUGGAGGAUCUGUGCAGGGGUGUGCGGGCUGGCCGUGGUGGUCACAGUCUUCUUCUGCACUCACCUGGACGAGGCUCCCGUCACGGGCCGCAGCCGACUGCUGGUGUUCAGCAGCGAGCAUUUCAAAGAGCUGUCCACGUUCACAGCUGAAGGGUACUUGGAAGAGUUCAAGGACACGAUGGUCCCGCUGCAGGACCCCAGGCACAGGGCAGUGGAGAUGGUGGUGAGGCACCUGGUGGAGCGGAACCAGGACGUCCCCGAGGUGUCCCAGAUCCCCUGGACUGUCAGGGUGGUGGAGAGCUCCGACAUCAACGCCUUUGUUCUAGCGAACGGACAGGUUUUUGUGUUCACUGGAAUGCUAGAAGCGGUAGCAGAUGUUCACCAGCUCUCGUUCAUUCUCGGCCAUGAAAUGGCACACGCGAUAAUAGGACAUACGGCAGAGCAGGCCAGUCUGGUGCACUUUGUGGAUUUCCUGUCUCUGAUCUUCCUGACAGCAAUCUGGGCUAUUUGUCCUCGUGACAGCCUCGCCAUCGUGGGACAGUGGGUUCAAAGCAAAUUAUCCCAGUUCAUGUUUGAUCGGCCCUACAGCAGAAAGUUGGAGGCAGAAGCAGACAAGGUUGGACUGCAGAUGGCUGCGAAGGCGUGUGCUGACGUCAGGGCCGGGCCUGUGUUCUGGCAGCAGAUGAUGGUCACAGAGACGCUGACAGGGGAGCCCAGAGUGCCGGAGUGGCUUUCAACUCACCCGUCUCAUGAGAACCGUGCAGAGCAGCUGGACCGGCUAAUACCCCAGGCUCUGAAACUCCGGGAAAGCUGUAAUUGCCCCGCUCUGCCUGCGGAAGACCCCCGUUCUGUGUUCCUGCAGAGCGUCAAGCUCCUGUUGCAACAGGUCCCAGUGGAAGAGAAGGAGGGGGAGCCCAAGAACACCAGGGACCCCCCUAAGAUCGAGAGUCGCCCUGUUCUGCUGCCCGUCCGCCUGGGGAAAGAGAAAGUGUUUGCAGCGAAUGCACUGCAGGAACCGCUGAGCAUCUCUCCUCAGAGAUAGGGGGCAUCUUGUUAGCCCUCGACAGGAGGGGAGCUUUGGGUGAUGCACUCACAACCCCAGGGUCUCUAUUGAAGCGAGCUCAGAGAGGUCAGACUCAAAAGAUGGAAAGCUCAGCAGCUGAGAAAUAGGGGAAACACACAGGGUAUGAAUCCGGUAUAGCCCAGGCUUGAAACAUUGGAGAAUCGUUGCUCAUAAUUAACCCUUUCUUUUUAAUGUCCAAGAUUAACUAAUGGAUACCGGGUUAUCAUUAAUUAUGUUUUGUGCAGUGAAUGGAAUAACCAGCACAUUCGAAAAGAAUAUAUCUAUAGACCUAUAUUUGAUUGGGUACAUUGGGAUUAUUUGACCGUAUAACCAUAUUAAAAAAGAGCUAUUUUA